Messenger RNA from Manihot esculenta (cassava), 2885 nucleotides. Its product is annotated as VIN3-like protein 1. The coding region runs from base 303 to 2465 and encodes 720 amino acids. The transcript is spliced from 6 exons. Gene Ontology annotation, biological process: vernalization response; epigenetic regulation of gene expression. Gene Ontology annotation, molecular function: protein binding. Lineage: Eukaryota; Viridiplantae; Streptophyta; Magnoliopsida; Malpighiales; Euphorbiaceae. The record is from RefSeq and is a predicted model, not a curated record.
ACAAACUAACAACAGUAGAGAGAAGUUUUUCCUUUCAUUUCCAUCUCUCUCCCUUCCCCCUCGGAUUCGGAUCCUAAUUCUUAGCACUUGGCCCCAUUAAAACCCUAGAUUACUCUCCCAUUAUCCACAGGUGGGACUGCAGAGGUUUACCCGCUCACCUGUUGAAAAAUGGAUUUAGAGGAUAAAUUUCUUGCUAAAGCAUAGAAGCAGCAGUGGAGACCAUUAGGACAUUGUUCAGUUCGCUUAUUGGACCUUAGCAAAGAAUUCUUUUCUUUUUCCCCCCACCUUGGAGGCCCCUUAAUAUGGUAGUCCCUCCCCAUGUUUCUGGGGUUCAAAGCCUUUCUUCCAGUGUGCAAAGCACACCAGAGAAAAAUGGGAACUCAGAUGAUGCUUCAAGAAGUCCAGAACUCCUUCAAGAGUUUCUGAAAUCUGGUCGCAAAAAGGAACUUCUUCGAACUUGUUCUGAUAAGGACAAGAAGCACACAGCUUCAUCGAAAAGCAAAAUAACAGAAUUUAUAAAGAUGGGUAACAAGACACUUAAGAGGCAGGAGUCAAAAAAAGCGUCUUCGAGUUCCAAUAAUCAGCCUUCCUCUAAGAAGCAGCAAAGAAAGGGGGAAAAUCCCACAAGAGUUAUACCUGCUUCUGAGAAAUCAUCAGAUUUGGGAUGUUCAAACUCAUGGAUAUGUAAAAAUUCUGCAUGUAGAGCCGUCCUAUCCAUUGAUGACAACUUUUGCAAGAGGUGCUCUUGCUGUAUUUGCCAUUUAUUUGAUGACAAUAAAGAUCCUAGUCUCUGGUUGGUUUGCACAUCUGAAAGUAGUGGGGGAGACUUCUGUGGGUUAUCAUGUCAUAUUGAAUGUGCACUCCAACGUGAAAAGGUGGGUGUUGUUGAUUUGGGGCAGUUGAUGCAGCUAGAUGGUAGCUAUUGUUGUGCUUCUUGUGGUAAAGUUUCAGGGAUACUCGGAUGUUGGAAGAAGCAGCUAAUCAUUGCCAAGGAUGCUCGUCGUGUUGAUGUGCUCUGUUAUAGGAUUUAUUUGAGCUACAGGCUGUUGGAUGGGACUUCAAGGUUUAAAGAACUGCAUGAAAUUGUGAAAGAUGCUAAGGCCAAACUAGAAACAGAAGUGGGUCCAGUGAAUGGUGUUUCUGCCAAAAUGGCACGUGGUAUUGUCAGCAGACUCUCUGUUGCUGGUGAUGUGCAGAAACUUUGCUCUGUUGCAAUUGACAAAGCAGAGGAGUGUCUGGCUGCCAUUUCUGAUGGAACAUCAAAUUGCGGAGAGGAUUCACUUCCUGCUGCUUGCAGGUUCUUAUUUGAAGAAGUGACAUCAUCAUCUGUUGUGAUCAUUUUAAUUGAAUUAUCCACUGUAUCGUCUGAUGAUAUUAAGGGCUACAAGCUCUGGUAUUGGAAGAGUAGAGAAGAAUCGCACACAAAAGAGCCAAUUUGCAUGUUUCCAAGAGCUCAGAGGAGGAUUCUGAUAUCCAAUCUUCAGCCUUGCACGGAAUACACCUUUCGCAUUGUUUCAUAUACAGAGUCCGGUGACUGUGGUCACUCUGAGGCUAAGUGUUUUACCAAGAGCGUAGAGAUUAUUCACAAGGAUCCCAUUUCUUCAGUUGCCCUGAAUGGCAAGAAUGUGAACGCCCAAUUUGGAGGAGGUACUUCUGGUUCAAAAAGAGAGCUAAAAUCUACUAUGUCUGUAAAUUCUUCUGGAUUCAAGGUUCGAGAACUUGGAAAGAUCCUACAUCUUGCUCGGGCUCAGGAGCAAGGAUACUUUGAAGGUUUUUGCAGUGCUGAUGCAGAAAAAUGUUGUGGAGCUAGCAAAGUGAUGAACUCUGAAACCUUAGAAGAUCAGUUGCCAUCUGUUUCGGGUGGGCUUGACUUAAAUGUUGUUUCUGUCCCUGAUUUGAAUGAAGAGCUGACCCCUCUAUUUGAGUCGUCCCGGGAUGAAGAUAAUGGGUGUACUUUGGAACAAGCUGUUGAGGCAGAUGACGAUGCUGCCUCUCAUGACAUGAAGAAGAAUGGUUUAGCAAGAUCACACGGUAGUGGUGAUUCCCAGACCUGGACCGGUAGGCCAAGUGGAGAAGUGUCAGCUGUUGAUUCCCGGGCAGAUCUGUGCAGGAAAAGGGAUGCACAUUCCAAUGAAGAGAUGCAUGACUGUGAUAGCACUUUGAUAAAUGGGUCACCAUUCCGUGUAUCCAAUGGCUCAGGUUCCUUGGAUGAAAAUUUUGAAUACUGUGUGAAGAUAAUCCGAUGGUUGGAAUGUGAGGGUCACAUUAACCAGGAAUUCAGGUUGAAAUUGCUGACUUGGUUUAGUUUGAGAUCAACAGAACAAGAACGUCGAGUGGUCAAUACUUUCAUCCAAACUUUGAUCGAUGAUCCUAGUAGUUUGGCAGGACAGUUAGAUGACUCAUUUUCAGAUAUCAUAUCCAGCAAGAGGCCAAGGAAUGGUUUCUGCAACAAGCUGUGGCAUUAAGUUAGGGCAGGGCAUCCAACAUUACAGGAUUUAUUUUUAUUCAAGAUUAUUUUUCCCAUGUGACAAAUUACUUCUGAUUGUUUUGCUGCUAUUUGUACAGGCAUUUUUCCUUAAAUCACUUUGGAGAAGUGAUUAAUUUAUGUUAUGGACAGGUUUGUCCAGCUAAAAGAUUGGUUUCUGCUUGCAGUGAUGCUUCCCAUUUUUCUGAGAAGCAAUGUCAUUGGAUGGGAGGCUUCAUGCUGUAAAAGGCAUUUGCAUGUGAGGCUUACUCCUGUAGCGUAGAAGGCAUUUGCACUCUCUGAAAUUCUACUAAUUACAUUUGAAGCAUUAGGGAUAGACAUCUAUAUUUAUGUGGAUACUGUUAUUGUUCUGACUUUAUUUAAAAGGAAGGUAGUUAAUUGAUGGCUGAAUUUAUUGUUA